AUAAGUGAGGAUUGACAUUGAGGUUGACGUCGGUGCGGAGAAAAGCAACCGGGCGGGCGAAUUCGGCGGGAGUUGCGAUGGCGACUUAUGCGAGCGAGCUGGAGGUGGCCAAGAAGAACCUGAGCGAGGCUUUGGGCGAGAACGUAAAGCAAUAUUGGGCUAAUUUGAAGCUGUGGUUUAAACAGAAGAUCAGCAAAGAGGAAUUUGACUUGGAAGCUCGGAGACUCCUCACACAAGACAAUGUCCACUCUCACAAUGACUUCCUAUUGGCCAUUCUUACACGAUGCCAAAUCCUGGUUUCUGCACCUGAGGGUGCUGGAUCUCUGCCAUGGACAGGAGGAUCUGCCACAAAACCUGGGAAGCCCAAAGGAAAGAAAAAGUUUUCUUCUGUUCGACAAAAGUUUGAUCACCGCUUCCAGCCACAGAAUCCUUUGUCUGGGGCUCAACAGUUUGUGGCCAAGGAUCCCCAAGAAGAUGAUGACCUGAAGCUCUGUUCACACACCAUGAUGCUUCCCACUUGGGGCCAACUGGAGGGAAGGAUGAUUGUCUCUGCUUAUGAACAUGGCCUGGAUAAUGUUACCGAAGAAGCAGUGACACUUGUGGUCCAUGCUGUGGAGAAACAUGUUAAAGACAUCCUUUCGUGUAUAAUAUCAAGAAGAAAAGCCUACCGCCUGAGAGAUGGUCACUUUAAAUAUGCCUUUGGAAGCAAUGUCAAUCCACAACCUUAUUUGAAGAACAGUGUUGUCGCCUACAAUAAUUUAACAGAGUGUCCGCCCACUUACUUAGUUCCCCCGCCUGGUCAUAAUGCUGCUUCCCAUCCACCAUCUGAUGAUGCUGAGCAGCAAGCAGCCCUCCUUCUUGCAUGUUCUGGAGACAUUUUGCCAGCAACUCUGCCACCUGUGAAUAUGUAUGAUCUCUUUGAAACACUUCAGAUUCAUCGAGAAGUGGUUCCUGCUCACACAGUCUAUGCCCUCAACAUUGAAAGAGUAAUCUUGAAGCUCUGGCACCCAAACCACGAGGAACAGCAGCAAGACAAAAUCCAUCGGCAGUAUUUGGCUGCGAAGGAUGGACUGUUCACGUUUUGAGACAGUAGCAGUUCUUGGCUACUAUUUCUUGGACUUGCCACUUGGGCAUUUGGACUUUGGCAUCACGUUAGUGUGCCAAUAUUUCCAGUUGAAAAAGUGGACAUCUUUCCUAUGGAAACUUGACUAAAGAAACCGGAAUGCAUCCUGUUUAAUACUACUAAACCAUGUAAUGUGGACAUUGCCUUGACUUUGGUAAGAAUCUUACUGUUUUGUUGACCCAAAGGCAACACCAUUCAUUCUGAAAAUAUCUUGUGCUAUUUGAAAAGGAAUAAACUACUUUCAUAACUACAGACACAGGUUCUUACAAGGUGCCAUGUAUUAGAAUCGCAGUAUGAGUCGCAGUCCUAGGCUGCACAUGACUAAAGAGCUGUGCUCAUUAUUGUUUGCAUUUGUUUUGUAUAAUGUGAAUUUAUAACAAAUGGGAGAAAUCCUAAUCUGUGCAAAUAAACAUUCUUGCAAGACA
Anolis sagrei ordinatus is the source of this 1548-nucleotide messenger RNA. It is a transcript of the gene TADA1, whose product is annotated as transcriptional adaptor 1. Lineage: Eukaryota; Metazoa; Chordata; Lepidosauria; Squamata; Anolidae. The record is from RefSeq and is a predicted model, not a curated record. Gene Ontology annotation, cellular component: SAGA complex. Gene Ontology annotation, molecular function: transcription coactivator activity. Gene Ontology annotation, biological process: regulation of transcription by RNA polymerase II.